Caenorhabditis angaria is the source of this 1099-nucleotide messenger RNA. The record is from the annotation of a GenBank genome assembly. NCBI's taxonomy places the organism in Eukaryota, Metazoa, Nematoda, Chromadorea, Rhabditida, Rhabditidae.
AUGCUGGCAACAGUUCAAAAUUAUACACAAGCCCUGAUGAAUCCACAUUCGGGAUCCGGCUCGACAUUGGCUGGAAUUGUUCCAAGUUUCAAAGAAAGAAGACCAUUACGUAAGUUUUCAUCAUUUUUCCGAUAACAACAAAAAUCGAUAUUUUUUGUUUGUUUACCAAAAAUAUUGUUGUUAUUUCAACGAAAGAAUAUUAUUUAUUGUGAAAUCUUUCAAGAACCUUCAUUCUGAUUUAUGAUCUUUCUAUAUCUAACAGACAGUUCAGUUCAACUUUUCAAAAAUGAACUUUGAAGACAAAAAAGUGCGUCUAGUUUACAACCUUCUCAAUUAUAUAAAAAAAGUGUCUACAAAGGUCAGAGACGCAGAGUUAGAUGACAUGUGAACAUCAGCUGAUUCGAUUUUUCUUGCUUUGUGUGCACGUUUUUUUUUUGGUGAAACGUUAGGGAAAAAGAGUUUGGAAUAAAAACGGAUGGAUUACAAAGGACAAGAUUUAUGAUUUGAAUUUAUUUUUCGAAAAGUUUGAUAUCAAUUAGGUAACAUUGUGAAAUAGAAUAAAAUCAUAUUAUUGAAAAAAGUGAUUUUUUUGGGAGAAAAUCAAAAAUACCUCAAUUAAUAUUCAAAAAAUACCUCAAUUUAACUAGGUAGAACAUUUUGUGCAAAUAAUUUUAAAAUUUACACAAUUUUUUUCAAAUAUAUACCUUCCUAAAAUAAUUCUGAAAUUUUCCACUAUUCAAAGUCUCCCAAAAACCCCAAAUUUCUUCCAGAUGAACGCAAGAAGGAUGUCGAAGAAAUCCGUCGUCAACAACCCAACAAAAUCCCCGUAAUCAUCGAGCGAUUCGACGGCGAAAGAAGUUUACCAUUAAUGGAUCGUUGCAAAUUCUUGGUUCCCGAUCAUAUCACAGUCGCCGAAUUGAUGUCAAUCGUCAGAAGACGACUUCAACUUCAUCCACAACAGGCCUUCUUUCUUCUCGUCAACGAACGUUCAAUGAUUUCGAAUUCGACUAAUAUGAGCGAAUUGUAUCGAAAUGAGAAAGACGAGGAUGGUUUCGUCUACAUUGUUUAUACUUCUCAACCAGCCUUCGGUUCUGCAUAA